Molecule: messenger RNA, 3592 nt
Organism: Hypanus sabinus (Atlantic stingray)
Lineage: Eukaryota; Metazoa; Chordata; Chondrichthyes; Myliobatiformes; Dasyatidae
Gene: dse
Product: dermatan sulfate epimerase
Exons: 6
Coding region: 265-3123 (952 amino acids)
Molecular function (GO): chondroitin-glucuronate 5-epimerase activity
Source: RefSeq, a predicted model, not a curated record
CCCUCUUCCUCCUCCUCAGCCCCUCACUCCUCCUUGAAAAGCUCCCGCUCUUCACCAUCAGCUGGAAAAAUGUCCCGUCCUCGGGAAUGGCAGCGACCGACGACCUUUCUUCUCGCCCCUUAAGUCCCGCUCUUGGCGGCAGCGGGGGCGACGCCACUUGUCAAACGAACCUCAGCUCGCAUCCCCGCGGCGGAAGGAGAAAAAUAAGAAAGGGUUGCUGAAGAUGAUUCGGUUGCAAGUGGGAUUUGGGGAGCUGCUGCCACAAUGAAGAUUUACACACAUGGAGUACCAGUGAUAAUUUUGAUAAGUUACUUCUCCCUUUUGACACAGACAACAAUUGGUGGCAGCAUCCACUUUAUGAAUGGGAAUUACGAUGGUCACCCAAUGCUGUACUUCAGUAAAGGCGAUGUGGAAGAUCUGCGACUCAAGGCUAAAACUACUCACCGGCACAUUGCGAACAGUAUUUGGGACGCCAUACAGGUCAUGCUAUCAAACCCAAAGGAAUAUCUGCCUCCCUGGGACCCCAAACAAUUCAGCGCUCGAUGGAAUGAAAUCUAUGGCAACAACCUGGGCGUCUUGUCUAUGUUCUGUGUCUUGUUUCCGGAGCGAACAGAUGCUGUGGAGCUUGCCAUGGACUACAUGGCGAGGAUGGCAUCUCAGCCUAGUUGGCUUGUCAAGGACGCUGCAUGGGAUGAGGUUCCACUCGCUCACUCACUCGUGGGUUUUGCCACUGCGUAUGACUUUCUGUAUGACCGACUGAACAAAACUCAGCAGGAAAGGUAUUUAGAAGUCAUCAGUGACGCCUCCCAGUACAUGUACGAGAAGUCUUUCAGUCGUGGAUGGGGAUUUCAGUAUCUGCACAAUCAUCAACCCACCAACUGUGUGGCCUUGUUGACAGGAAGCCUGGUUCUCUUGAAUCAAGGUUUUCUCCAAGAAGCUUACUUAUGGGCAAAACAGGUUAUCGUUAUUCUGGAGAGGUCGAUGGUUUUGCUAAAGGACAUUAAGGAUGGAUCCUUGAACGAAGGUGUGGCUUAUGGCAGUUACACCACAAGAUCUCUGUUCCAGUACAUGUUUCUGGUGAAAAGGCAUUUCAACAUCAGCCAUUUCAGUCAUCCCUGGGUUAAGCAGCAUUUUGCGUUCUAUUAUAGGACUGUGCUUCCAGGUUUUCAAAGGACUGUGGGCAUUGCUGAUUCAAACUACAACUGGUUUUACGGGCCAGAGAGCCAACUGGUGUUUCUGGAUACCUACAUCAUGCGCAAUGGCAGUGGUAAUUGGCUGGCAGAGCAGGUCAGGAAGAAUCGGAUUCAGCGAGGAACAGGGUCACCUGCCAAAGCACAGCGAUGGUGCACGCUCCACACAGAGUUCUUGUGGUACGACAGCUCCUUGCCUCCAGUCCCACCUGCAGAUUAUGGGUUACCGAAAUUACAUUACUUCGAAGAUUGGGGGGUCGUGACCUAUGGAGGUGCUUUACCAGCAGGACUUAAUCGGCCCUUCCUGUCCUUCAAAUCUGGCAAACUGGGAGGCCAUGCGAUUUACGACGUUGUUCAUGAAAAGAAGUAUUCGCAGUGGAUUCGCGGAUGGACGAAUUUCAAUGCCGGGCAUGAACACCCUGAUCAGAACUCUUUCACGUUCGUGCCUAAUGGCGUGCCUUUUAUCACAGAGGCCUUAUACGGCCCAAAGUACACCUUCCUCAACAAUGCUUUGAUGUUCUCUCCAACCACAUCAGACACUUGUUUCAAGCAUUGGGAGGGGCAAGUGACAGAGGCGUGCAACUCAAAGUGGUUGAAGUAUAAAAACGGCAUUUCUGGGGAUUGCCACGGCCAGGUCAUCGCGGCUCUGGAGCAGAGUGGUGUGGUCUUUAUCCGAGGAGAGGCUGUGGGCGCUUAUAGCCCGGGCUUGAAGCUGAAGAGUUCUCAGAGGAACCUUCUGCUCCUAGAGCCACAGCUGUUACUGUUAGUGGAUCAAAUCCACUUGGAAGAAGGUAGCUCGCUUGAGAAAAUGAGUGCUUUUUUCCACAACACAGACGUGGGCUUUCAGGAAACCUCAAGAGAUGGGGUGAAUGGGGCAUUUGUUCAGCAAAAGGAUGGCCGGUAUAGAAUGUUCUGGAUGGAUGAUAAAGGCAGAAGUGAAAAGGCCAUGCUGGCGUUCAAGUCCUACCCUCGCGGGUACUCAUACAAUGGAACGCAUUAUGUGAACGUUACAACCACAUUGAGGUACCCAGUGACUAGGACAGCCUAUAUCUUCUUUGGACCUUCAGUGGAGAUUCAAAGCUUUAGCAUUCGAGGGGAUUUGGAUCGAGUGGAUAUAUUUUUAGCAACAAAUGAGAAAACGUAUACAGUAUACCUCUUGACAGGGCAGACUGCCGUGAAACCACUUUUUGCUAUGGUACUAGCCGACCGCCAGAAAAUUGUUUUUGACAGGGCUUCUGCAAUCAGGGAUGUUUCACUGCAGGAAGCGCAAGAUUAUGCGAAUGUCGUUGAGGGAAAUCUUCAGCACGCAAAGUCAGUUUUUCAGCAACUGGAGAAACAGAUCUUGACCCGAGUCUUGAACACCGACAACUUUCGAAAGACCGCUGAGCGUCUUCUAAAACAAUCGGACAAAAGGAAGACGGAGGAAGCCAUUGAAAAGUUUUUCUCUGUCUCAUUUGAACAAAGCAAGACAAAAAAGAUUAAAAAAGGGAAAGGCGAUGGAGUUAAGCUUCCCAAUGCCCUUCCAAAUAUAUUUGCACAAAUUGAAAUGACUGAGAAAAGAGAGCGACAGAAAUUAUUGCAGCAAAUGCGAGAAGAAACCUCUGAUGAGAGAAAUGAUAAUAUGAGGGAGAUUUUUGAUUUUGUGGAUGAUAGUUAUGUAAAACAGGAACAAGGCACAAACAGAAAUAUAAGACAUGGUUAUGUCAAACCAGGAACCACUGUUCGAAGUACUGCACAAUCCCUUUCAGCUUCAUACACAAGAGUGUUCUUAAUUUUAAACAUAGCAACUUUCUUUUUCCUAUUAGCUUUACAGCUAAUUCGGUUUCAGAAAGCUCCAAGCUUGCACGCCCAAAGAUUUCUAUACGCCGUGCUUCUUUUGGAUAGCUUUGUGCUCCUCUGUUUGUAUUCCUCUUGUUCCCAAGCACAGUGCUAGACCAUGGAAGGCACCUCUCGAGAGACCAACUAUAUGCAGAAACAUUAACUAAGUGAUGUACUUAUGCAAGUACAAGAUUUGCACAUGAAGAUUUUUGUUUAAAAAAAAUGAUAUUUAACAGGGAAGCCAAAGAUUCAACAGAUCAAUGUUACGAACGGAAACUUUGUUAUUCUCCACUCUUGUAAAACUACCAAUAUUUCUCAAAAGGAAGAUUUGGAUGAAAUCAUCUCAUUGUGUGGCUAUUUUUCAAUCUGAGCUUUAUCUGUUUUCAGUUGGUGGAUUGACUCACAAUGUUUCACAGAGUUAACUCUUAUUUGUUUUCAUUGCCAUUUCCUUGCACACUGAACUGUAAAUUUAGAAUAUUGGGAAGUUUAGGUAACCUGCCUGUCUUAAUAAUCAACAGGAAUCUUCCUUCAUUUGAUUGUUUCAAGGCAUUGUAUCAAACUUAAACAAACAGUGUGCUGAACAA